Triticum dicoccoides is the source of this 972-nucleotide messenger RNA. RefSeq lists its product as uncharacterized. Gene Ontology annotation, cellular component: membrane. The coding region runs from base 1 to 972 and encodes 323 amino acids. The record is from RefSeq and is a predicted model, not a curated record. The transcript has a single exon. Gene Ontology annotation, biological process: ubiquitin-dependent protein catabolic process. Gene Ontology annotation, molecular function: ubiquitin protein ligase activity. NCBI's taxonomy places the organism in Eukaryota, Viridiplantae, Streptophyta, Magnoliopsida, Poales, Poaceae.
AUGAACCAGGAGUUCUCGCUGGAGGUCCGCUCCGCUGCCCACGCCGUUGUUCGGCUAUACGGUUUCCUUCUCACAGUGCCGCCUGAACCGGGGACGGCGGACGACGAGCUCGAUAUGAGCUGCCCCGGCAACGAUGAGCUGGUGGAAAUGGAGUACUCCCCCGAGGGCCGGCGAUUUCUUGGAGGCCCGGCGCGGUGGUUCUCCGCCGCGGGGAGCACGGCCGGCUGCAUGCGGGUCGCCGCCGUGGAGGACCAAGAAGAAGAAGAAGCAGACUGCAAGGAGAUCCUGGUGCUCUACCGCUACGCCCCUUUCUCGGUAUCAUCGGACGGCGUGGUGGUGCGAGGGAGCACCAGGGCGCACCUGCUCCGGUUCAUGGCCACCGGCGACCACACGGCGAGGUCCCUGGCGUGGACCGGGUCGUCUCUGAUCCGGCUGAUAUACCCCGGUGACUUCAGCGAGCAGCUCCAGGAGCUAUGGUCGAGCCUGGCGUCGCAGGUGAGCGUGCUGCCGCGCGCCGCGCGUGUCGAGGUGUUCGUCGACGUCGGCAUCCUCAGGAGGUCGGUGUUCGUCGACGACAGCAUCCUCCGGAGGUCGUACUACACGCCCGAGCGCAUGGAGUGGAUGCGCUCCGUGCUGGAGGAGACGGUGGAGGAGCCGUGGCCCGUGCGAUUCACCGGCAUGGAGCUGCACCUGCCGGAGCCGCGCGACCAUGAUAAACACGAAGCCGCCGUCGACGACGAUGACACGGACGCUGGUGAACGGCCGGCGAAGCGAAGGAGGGUCGUCGCCGCUGGGGAGGAUUGCCCCAUCUGCUUGCAGCUGCUCGAGGGCGACGACGACCUCGCCGCGUGGCCGGGGUGCGGCAAGCCCCACGUCUUCCAUGGCGCGUGCUUGGAGAGCGUCCUCGUGGACAGCAAGACGUGCCCUAUUUGCAGGCACACGCUGUACGUCGAGUCGACGUUCGGCAAGUAG